Messenger RNA from Fopius arisanus, 1010 nucleotides. It is a transcript of the gene Tctp, whose product is annotated as translationally controlled tumor protein. Gene Ontology annotation, cellular component: cytoplasm. Lineage: Eukaryota; Metazoa; Arthropoda; Insecta; Hymenoptera; Braconidae. Bases 91 to 609 code for a protein of 172 amino acids. The record is from RefSeq and is a predicted model, not a curated record. The transcript has 5 exons. Gene Ontology annotation, molecular function: calcium ion binding.
CAGUCAACCGCGUCCUUUCCGGUUCGUUCGUUGGAGUAGCUGUGUCUUAUUUAGUUUUAGCUGUAAUUUAAUCUAUCUCCAUCUUCCAAAAUGAAGAUCUACAAGGACAUUUUUACCGGUGACGAGAUGUUCUCGGACACUUAUAAAAUUAAAUUGAUUGACGACGUGUUGUACGAAGUCUACGGAAAGUUGGUGACUCGUAAAAGUGGAGAGAUUCAAAUCGAUGGGUUUAAUCCGUCAGCUGAGGAAGCUGAUGAGGGCACAGAUGAAGGUGUCGAAUCUGGUGUAGAUGUCGUAUUGAACCACAGGUUGGCCGAAACUUAUGCCUUCGGAGACAAGAAAUCCUAUACUAUCUACCUUAAAGACUUCAUGAAAAAAUUGGUAGCAAAAUUGGAGGAAAAAUCGCCAGACCAGGUUGCCGUAUUUAAAAACAACAUGAACAAAGUGAUGAAGGAAAUCCUGGGGAGAUUCAAGGAGCUCCAGUUCUUCACUGGUGAAUCGAUGGACAUUGAUGGACUCGUCGGGCUGAUGGAGUACCGUGAAAUUGAUGGUGUAUCAACGCCAGUACUCAUGUUCUUCAAACACGGUCUCGAGGAAGAGAAAUUCUAAAUUAAAAGAUAAUUCAUUAGAUAUUCAACAAAUUAUUGGAUGACGAAAUAAAAUUUUAUAAAUCCGGAAUGAAGACUGUACCUUAGCUUCCCGCGUCCUGGGGAUAAUCAGUGUCCAACGAACUCACGCUAUUUAAUUUAUAGCCAAUAACUAUUUUUGAUUUUGUCAUUUUCUUUUUAAUAAUUUUGCGAAUGUACAUAAAAAAAUCAGUCGAGUCCCCAACAGAAAUUAACAGAACGAAUUGUCCAGUAUAUUUUCUCGAUUAUUUAUUAAUUUCUGAAUAACUUGAAUUAGGAGAGAGAGAUGAAGAGGAGAAUGAAGAUUUGAUAUGAUGGAAUGAAAUAAAUUUGUUUUCGUGACCCAAAUGACCCAUUGCAAUCAAUAAAAAAAUGUUUUCAUAA